UUGUUUCGAAGGCUCGGCAAAAGAAACCCGGCCCUGGCAGUACCAGACACGGCGGCACUCCCGUUGUUCCCAUCCAUGGCUUGCAUUGCCAGCUACACAGCUGUGAAUGUGGGCUGCUUGUGAUUCGUUUUCUCUCUCCUGUCAGUUUGCUAAUUUUGCUUGCUUGGUUGCAUGCUCAGCAGAGAUUUCUCCUGCCCAACCAACCGCGCAACGAAGCAUGACCUCCUCCUCCUCCUCCCUCUGCUGCUUCCUGACUUCCUCCCCUCCUCCCAUCUACUGCUACUUUAGCUGCUCCUCACCUAGCAGCUUCCCCUCGCAAGCUCGAUCAUCCGCGGGCAAUGCAUGGAUCCGUCCUCGAGCUUCUUCAUCAUCUUGUUCACUUGACCUCUUCUCUUCUCCUUCCACUCACUUCCACUUGCCUAGUUAUUGUAGCUUUCUUGGUUGAUCGAUCUUGAUCCGACGCGAUCAAGCUGCUUAAUUUAGUUUCAUAUCUCGGUGAUCCCGUUCCAUCGAUCCAUCAACCACCACCAUGGGCGAUGCGGCUGUGCUCAGUAGCAGCGCCACUCGGCACAGCUGCAAGGUGUGCCGGAAGGGCUUCCCCUGCGGCCGAUCGCUCGGCGGCCACAUGCGCUCGCAUUCCCUGGCCGAGGUGGAGACCGCCGUGGAGGACGAUGCUGAUGACAAUGGUGAGGAGCAGCAGCAACAACGGCGGGGCUCGGAUUGCCUGAUGGUUCCGGCCGCCGGGGGUUAUGGGCUGAGGGAGAACCCCAAGAAGACGCGACGGCUCUCGGGCCUCGAUGGCGGCGGUCGCCAGGACGAGUGCGGCCAUGGCGACCGCGGUGAGCUGCUCCCGCCAUGCGCUCCGGAGGUGGGCCGCGAGCGCCGCCAUGCUCCCGGAGCUGGCAUGGAGGCGGAAGCGGAGCGGGAGCAGGAGGACGCCAUGCUGAUCCCGACCGAGCCGGCUGUCGGCCUGAUGCCGGCGCCGAGGCGGAGGCGGCGCUCCAUGCGCGUUCCGGCCCCCGCGCCGCCACCUGCGUUUGACAAGGAACCGGAGGACGUCGCGCUCUGCCUCAUCAUGCUGUCGCGCGACAUCCUGCACCGCCGGGACUCCACGGUUGCAGGCGCCGAGUACUCGCCGGAGAAAGGCAGGAGGAGGCGGGAUUACCACCACGACACCGACUCCGACGACGCCUCUGCUCUCUUCCAGUACGCCGACGUCGAGAUCAGCACCAAGACCAACAACAAGAGGAAGCCCAAUCGCAGCCUCGCCGGCGACGAGAAGCGGGCUCGGUACGAGUGCCCCGGCUGCGGCAGGGCCUUCCAGUCCUACCAGGCGCUCGGCGGCCACCGCGCCAGCCACAAGCGCAUCAACAGCAACUGCAGCAUCGCCAAGGUCGCGCCUGAUCAGGCCGAGCUGAGCAUCGAGACCAACGCGUCCUUCAACACGGCGUCACCGGACGCCGACUACGCCGCAGACGUUGCGCACAACACUGCGGUGGUGGCCCUGAAGGCGAAGCCGCAGAAGGCGAUCAAGUUCGAGUGCCCCAUCUGCUUCAAGGUGUUUGGGUCAGGGCAAGCGCUCGGCGGGCACAAGCGGUCGCACUUGAUCGCUGGCGAGCUCUACGAGCGCGCGCAUGCUGACGGAGACGCUGGUAUCGAUGAACCCGAGCAGCCUAUGAUCGCCGAUGGGUUUCUUGAUCUCAACCUGCCAGCUCCAGGAGCUGAGGAUUGAAGCAUGGCUGGUUGAAUUGGGUAUGUACAGACUCGGAUUCAAUUGAUUCUUUGGAGUUUCAAGUUAGAACUUAGAAGUGAGCUUGGGGGGAAUAAACAAUGCAACUUGAUAGUUUUGCUCGAUUCAGCAAGCUUUUUCAAGCUAUUCUUUUUACUAGGUCUUUUUGGUCUUCUUCAUAUGCAGAGAGUAAUAACAAACAAUAAGAACUUCAUCUUCUGAAAUUGGAGAAACUGAACUGAUACAAUGAAAGGCUUUCAAUUUGGCUCGGCA
Molecule: messenger RNA, 2002 nt
Organism: Panicum virgatum (switchgrass)
Lineage: Eukaryota; Viridiplantae; Streptophyta; Magnoliopsida; Poales; Poaceae
Product: zinc finger protein ZAT4-like
Exons: 1
Coding region: 530-1732 (400 amino acids)
Biological process (GO): regulation of DNA-templated transcription
Source: RefSeq, a predicted model, not a curated record